CCCACCCCCAUCUGCUAUAAAAGCAAAACCCAAAGAGAAAACCUUGUUGACUUCCUUCUUCUUUUUCUUCUUAUUCAUUUUAUUUCGCCCGCCUUUUUUUCUUUCUUUCUUUUUAACAUUUGCCUUUAUCCUUGGAAGAAACAAUUACUACCAUCAUCACCUGGCAAAUACAGAAAAAAAAAAAAAACUAUGGAAAAAUCCCUUUUAGACUAUGAUCAAAGUCUAGAGGCAUUGGAGAGGCAGCGAAAAGAGCUUGAGCUCGUCUACAAAAAGAUGGGCCAGGAAUGGGAAGCAAGUGGCGCCGGUAUUGGCUGGCUCGAAGCAACAGAUAAACGACGACAACAACAACAACAACAACAACAGCCACCACCACCAACCAGUAGCAGCGGCCCGUCACCGGAAUAUCUACGCUCAUUAUUGAACGUCAACGAGGCCUUACUCGCACAAAGCUUAGCAAACACGUCGGAAGAUGCACCAGCGCCUGUCAAAAUAGUACCGUCGUCAUGUCCGUUGCCAUCGCCCAACAACAACGAGCCAAUAGUGACCAACAAGCCAGCGUCUUACACAACCCCGCCCAUUACGCCGGAUGAAUCACAUCCUCUCGGUGCUCGAUUGAAUUACACGCAUACCAUGGAUCCAAUCGCGGAACUGAAAGCCUCUUCUUCUUCAACAUCGUCUUCUUCUACUACGCCGUAGCACGAUACACACGUUAUAUACACACAUACCACCUUUCCCCUUUUUUAUCGUUUUACCCAAAAAAUAAAACCCCCUUCCCAAAAAAAAAAAAAAAAAAACACCAUUUGUUCUUUCCUUUACUACUCCCCACUUCUCACCCAGCCUUUUUCCCCUUCAGUAUAAAUAUGUAGGUGUCUUUCUCUCUCAUAUAUUCCAUCCCAAUUAGCAUAUUUCGUCCAACCCCCUCCCUCCCAACCAACCCCCACCCCCUAUUUUGGCUUCUUUUGUGCGCGCAUGUGUCGCCUCAUGUUCUUUGCUUGUGUAAUAAGCACAGCAACAAGCGAUUUAUACCCGUCCCUUUUUUUUUUUUUUGUUUCUUCCCCUAAAGUGGCAAGAUUUAGCAAACAAACAAACAGCAACAAACGCAAUCUACCAAAUGCUGUCAGAACUCAUCAUCUGUUACAACUCAAAAAAAGAUAGCAUAUAUAUAUAUAAAAAAAACAAUUCUGC
This is a messenger RNA of Zychaea mexicana, 1185 nucleotides long. RefSeq lists its product as uncharacterized. The record is from RefSeq and is a predicted model, not a curated record. NCBI's taxonomy places the organism in Eukaryota, Fungi, Mucoromycota, Mucoromycetes, Mucorales, Lichtheimiaceae. Bases 190 to 696 code for a protein of 168 amino acids. The transcript is spliced from 2 exons.